AUGACUUCACUGCGUAAUAUACGAGUUAUUUUCCUGUUUCUUCUUUUAUUUAUAAGUAAAAAUGUAAUCGGCUAUGUGAGCGUAAGGGAGAAUCAGGUGGAAUUAAAAUAUGUUGUUGAGAAUAACGAAAUGUUCUACAAUUUAACAGCAUUAGAAAGGUUAAUAAUACAGGCAUUAAAAUAUGAUAAAGUGCUAUUACCCGUGUUAAAUCCAAGUCUUGAGGAAUACCUGAAUAUGUCUAAUUUUACGGUAGUUUCACAUAAUAUUAAUGGUGAAAACCAAAUUAACCUGGUUAUACCUACAACAAAUGCUGAUAUCCACGACAUAGUAAAAUAUGAACACGUUACAAAGCAGCAAGUAAUACAAAGUUAUGAUUCAGAAAACUCGGAUACGAUUAAGAAGAAGUUUUUGCUUUUGAAGGCCUUAAAAAUAACGAAACUUAUGUUAAUACCUAUUCAUGCCUAUGAGAAAACAAAAGACAUGAAAAAAGCACUAGAAGAAUUGAAUGCUGUAUUUUUUCCGAAAGAUGAUGAGGCGUGCAAGGAAAAUUCUUAUCAAUAUUCCAAAUCGUAUUUUGAAAAAAUUAUAAAUUACAUUAAUGGUGUAAAAAGCAAGGAACCCCAAGACAAUGUGCAUUCAUCUAUAAUAAUUGGAGAAGACUUAUCCAAAAUACAGGAAUCUAGUAAUUUAUUUUUUACGACAAAUGAUAAUAUUGAAUUUAUGAGCAAGUUAGAUAAGAUAGCUAGUCAUUUUGGAAUAGCUAUGUACAAUUUAGUUGGUUCUAAUCUUAUAGCAUUGGGACAUUUUGUUGUUCUACAAUUAGCCCUUAGGAGAUAUGAUGAAUUUUUUAAAUAUGGAAAAGUGAAAUUUUUUAGCUGGCAAAAAAUUUUAAGUUUUAGCGCGGCGGAUAGGUUUAAAGUACUCGAUACAAUGUGUAAUGUGCAAGGUUUUCAUGAUGUCCUAACAAAACGAAGAAUAAAUUAUUUGAAGGAUGACAGAACAACAACGUUUGAUGAGUGUAAUAUAUUAGAAUUUCUAGUUCAUUAUUUUAAUAAAUACCAGAGCUCAUUAGUUUCUGGUUUAUACCAAGAGGACUUUAAAGUUCAUUAUUUGCAAGAACACAGUGAUAUAAAGAACGAAUUUUUCAAAUUUAUGUGUGAUGAUACAAGUAACUGUAAUGUAUAUAACAGCAAACUAUUUUUUGGUGUAAAUGAUUCUACUACAGAGGUGAACCAUGACACUCCUUACUAUAAGUCGAUAAGUCCUUACAACUUAUAUACAAAUUUUUUCUAUUUCACAAGACGUUACCAUAAAUUUACCGUCAACCAUAUUUUGUACGUGCAUUUUCUAAACUUAACUGGAAUUUUAAACAACGAGAACAAGGCCUUUGUAUCUGCGCUCUAUUUGCCUGGAUAUUACAACGCCAUUGAGUUAUCGUUUGAUCAAGAAUCUCGGCUUACAGAUCUGAUAGAAAACUUACUGCAAUGUGUUGAAAAAUGUAAUGCAACAGAAGAUGUCACAAAAGAAUCAGUAAAUUAUGAUAGUUCAAUCCAAGAUUAUGGUCAAAGCAAAUCAACGAAAUGUAAUCUUUGCAAGGGAGUAUUCACAUAUAUAAACUCUAAGCACGAAGAAGCACCGUCUAUGCUGCAAAAAUUUUUCACUUUUGUUACAAAAAUUAUUAAGACAAAUAGCGUAAGCACAUUAGUAAGAAAUUUGGGUGUUUAUGAAGAAUAUGACAAUUUUUUAACAAGCGAUAUCGACUGGUACAAAUUUUUACUGUUACUUAGGCUUACGUCCUAUAAAAAAAUUGCCGAAAAGGAUAUCGGAGAUGCUAUGUAUUUAGAUUUGAAGAAAGAAGAUACGUUUAAUAAAACUGCUACAACGAAUUAUUGGUAUCCAUCGUAUUUAAAAAAGGCUUAUACAUUGUAUGUGCGGCAUAAAUUGGCUAUCAAUCUAGUAGAAAAGUUAGAGAAUUUACUUAGUAAAGGAGCAAUAGAGAAAAUGAAAAAAAGUAUAAGAUUUUUGCUUCACGUAAAUUCCUUUUUACAAUUGGAUUUUUUUCACAACCUAAAUGAACCAGGACCUGGAAAAAAUCGCAUGCAUCCGCUGUCUCUUAUGCUUGAGAGUAAAUUUGCACAAUGGAGUUCAAACUCUAAUUUAGGUUACUUCUUUUUAAAUUAUGAUAAUCCUCUUACAAGAAAAGAAAUGCAUGAAAAACUCAGAUCAGAUAAAAUGGUAAUACCUAAAUUUGAUAAAGUGUCUGUUAUGAUGAAAAAGUACAUUUCGAAAGCUUAUACAUCUUAUUUUAAUCAGAGGCACGUAAAGAAUUUAUACGAAAAUUUUGAUUCUUUUAAUAUAAGUAAUAAAAUUAUGCUAAUGAAAGAUUCAUACGAUUCGUAUUUAGAGAAUUACAAGGAUAUAAUUUUUUUAGCAGAUAUAUUUAAUAUGCGGAAAUACUUGACUGCCACUCCCACAGCAAGAAAAGUUUCAGAUAGGAUAUACUAUUUUAUUCAUAACAUUUUGGGUAACUCUGUAAACUUCUAUAAAUAUGGUAUGAUAUAUGGGUUCUUGAUUAAUAAAGAAUAUUUUAAAGAAGUUACAGAUGAACUGGUUUCAAUUUUUAAAUUGAACCAGCAUAUCUUUACGGAUAUUUCUUUUUUGCAAACGGUUUAUUUACUUAGUAGAAAAAUUGAAAACAGCUUUAACGUGCAGAGGAGAAAUGAUAAAAUAAGUAUUAACAAUUUGUUCUUUUUAAAUGUCUCAAGUAAUUACUCAAGAAUGAGCAAAGAAGAAAGGUUAGAAGAAUUAAAUAAUUCCAUGGCAUCCAGAUUUUUUUCAAAAACAUUUUUUUCCACAUUUCAAACAAUGUUUGUUACAUUAAUAAGUAAUAACGUAGAUAAGCUUGAUAAACAAUACGCAAGUGCUAGUAUGCUAGGGUUAACGCUGAGUGAAAAGGCAUUUAUGAAGUAUGCGCUUAUAUAUUAUGGUAGCAUAAUGGAUAAUAUAACAAAUAGUCUUGUUCCUACGUAUGCCAAAAAACCGAUAGAACAAUUAAAAUAUGGAAAAACAUUUAUUUUAUCGAAUUAUUUUAUGUUGUCUUCACAAAUAUAUUCAUUGUUAAAUUUAAAUAAUUUAAGCCAAUUGUGUGAAUAUCAAGCUAUAAGUAGUUCUAUUUAUUAUUCUCAGAAGAAACUUGGUCGCUUUAUUGAUAAAAAAAUGUUACCUAUUGUUGUAUAUUAUUUAAUUUAUAGAGUUCAGGGAGUUUCACAAGUUCCGAAUGAAUUUAUAUUAUGGUGGGAUAUCAUUAAAACUUUUAAUAAGUUUCACCCCUCCAUUUGUGUUACUGUGCAUAUGAUGACUAAUUUAUAUUUCGAUACUCCAAUUGCUUUCCCCUUUUCAUUGGGUGCCAAAUUAGGUGAACAAACGGAACAUAUGGCAGCUCUAAAACCAAGUUCGAAACCAUUUGCUUUUGGAUUCACAAAAAUGCUUUGGUUGGAAUUACUUAAUAGCAUGUCCUGCAUUUUUGCUCUGUACCCUUUUGUGCGUUGGUAUGCUUUUCAGCAGAAUUUUGUUUAUUUUUUCGUAAACCCAUUCCGUUUUAUGGAUAGGUUUAAUACUCCAGUUGAUAGUUAUGUUAAAAGUAUUGUUCGAAAAUAUUUUAGAAAAUAUACAACAGAUGAAGUAAUCAAGUUUGCAGAAAAAACCAUAUUAAAUAUUAAAAGACAAGGUAAGAUAGAAGAAGCAAUAGAGGCUAGAUUGGAGGCUAAAAAGAUUAAUGAACAUCCAAUUAUACAAGGUUUAAGGGAUGAAUUUCCUAUGAUAGCACCACAAGAAUAUGAAAGAUGGCAAAAAAUGAAUUCUGCAUUAUAUGGAGACGAUAAUUUAUUUUUUGAUUCGCUGGAUGAAAAUGAAAAAUUCUUAAAUGACAAGUAUAGAAUUUCAGAAGUUGUGGAAGAAGGGGAAACGGAAUUCUUACCAGAGUCCAAUCAAAGUUCUCAAACUCAAAAUGAAAGUGAAACUAAUAAUGAAGAAAAUAAGAAUGAAGAAAAUAAGAAUGAAGAAAAUAUGAAUGAAGAAAAUAUGAAUGAAGAAAAUAUGAAUGAAGAAAAUAUGAAUGAAGAAAAUAUGAAUGAAGAAAAUAUGAAUGAAGUAGAGAAGAAUGAUACAACGAAUUCUCCAGAAGCAACAUUUGUUGAAAAUAAUAAAAAAGAAAUGUUUGUAAGCGGUCACGAAAAUGAACAGAAUGAAUUAAAUGUAGCAGUUGGUGAAGAAGAACUAAAUGAAGAUGAAGAUAUGCUCGAUGAAAAACUAAUGAUUAAGAGAAAACUAACCGGGGAAGAAUAA
Plasmodium coatneyi is the source of this 4344-nucleotide messenger RNA. RefSeq names its product Cytoadherence linked asexual protein. Lineage: Eukaryota; Apicomplexa; Aconoidasida; Haemosporida; Plasmodiidae. The transcript is spliced from 8 exons. Gene Ontology annotation, biological process: adhesion of symbiont to microvasculature. The record is from RefSeq and is a predicted model, not a curated record. Bases 1 to 4344 code for a protein of 1447 amino acids.